Molecule: messenger RNA, 1265 nt
Organism: Ziziphus jujuba (common jujube)
Lineage: Eukaryota; Viridiplantae; Streptophyta; Magnoliopsida; Rosales; Rhamnaceae
Product: NADH-cytochrome b5 reductase-like protein
Exons: 13
Coding region: 87-1061 (324 amino acids)
Molecular function (GO): cytochrome-b5 reductase activity, acting on NAD(P)H
Source: RefSeq, a predicted model, not a curated record
UGUAGCCGAAAACCCUUUGUUACUGGGCUUACGCUAUUUUGUGGAGCUAUUGUUCUUUUGGUUCAUUCUCCGAUUGGAAAACAAAAAUGGCGAGCUUCUUUCAGAGACUCGCUAAAGCUGCUCCGGUAGCAUUCGCCAAUGCAUUUGGGAGCCAACCCAAGUCCGGUUAUAGGAUUCCAUUUGGAGCACUUGCUGCGGUUUCUGGUGGAAUCUCUUAUCUGUACUAUGUUUCCUCACCGGAUAUGGUCCAUCUAGAUAAAAUCAAUGAAGAAGUGGGGCCAAAUGUUGCAUUGAAUCCAGAUAAAUGGAUUGAAUUUAAAUUGCAAGACACUGCAAGAGUUAGCCACAAUACUCGGUUAUUCAGAUUUUCAUUUGAUCCCACUGCCAAAUUGGGUUUGGAUAUUGCUUCAUGCAUCCUCACAAGGGCUCCAUUGGGACAAGAUGCUGAAGGGAAACCUAAAUAUGUUGUCCGUCCGUAUACUCCAAUAUCAGAUCCGGAUGUGAAGGGAUAUUUUGACUUACUAAUUAAGGUGUACCCAGAAGGAAAAAUGAGUCAGCAUUUUGCAAGCUUAAAACCAGGCGAUGUGGUUGAAGUGAAAGGGCCCAUUGAAAAGCUCAGAUAUUCACCCAAUAUGAAGAAACACAUUGGCAUGAUUGCAGGUGGCACAGGCAUUACUCCAAUGCUUCAAGUUAUUGAGGCUAUAUUGAAAAAUCCCGAUGACAACACUCAGGUAUCUCUGCUUUAUGGUAAUGUCUCCCCAGAUGAUAUAUUACUUAAACAGAAACUUGAUGUACUUGAAGCUAGCCAUCCAAAUCUGAAGAUAUUCUACACAGUGGAUAAUCCAACAAAGAACUGGAGAGGUGGGAAAGGAUAUAUAUCAAAGGAUAUGGCUUUGAAAGGCUUACCUAGUCCUAGCAAAGAUACUCUCAUCCUUGUAUGUGGACCCCCUGGGAUGAUGAAACAUAUAUCUGGUGAGAAGGCUAAAGACUACUCACAAGGAGAGCUCAGUGGUAUACUGAAAGAACUUGGAUAUACAGAGGACAUGGUUUACAAAUUUUGAUUUGAGGAAAGCAAUUGAGCAUCUGAAGCGGUCUUUUACUUGGCUUUGAGAGUUUGUGUAAUAAAAAGUUCUUGCGAAACAUUGAGAGCCUGAAUCAAAAUCCACACAAAUAAAAAUAUAAAGCAUGUUCCCUAGAAAAUGUAACUUUUGGGUGUCUAGACAUACAUGGAUUUGAUUUUGAAGAAAUUACCAGUCUUUGCAAUA